AGUAAUGUUUGCACAACAGGAUCCACUUCCAAAGAUAAAUUUGUUUUAACAGGAUACAAUUCCCGAGAUAAAUUUUUGUAAACAGGAUACACUCAAAGAGAUAAAUGUGUUUAAACAGGAUACACUUCAAGAUAUUAUACAUUGUUUUUAACAGGAUACAAUUCCCGAGAUAAAUUUGUUUAAACAGGAUAUACUCAAGAGAUAAAUUUGUUUUAACUGGACACGCUUCCAGAGAAAUACUUGUCGUACGGAAUUCACUUAUAAAUAAAGGCAAAACAUAUAAUCUAUGAGUAGGUGUAACAACUAAGGAUGACUUCCAAUGGUUAUACAGACCAUCAAAAAGUGACCAUUGUAAUACUGGGUGCUCCCGGCGUAGGAAAGUCAUCGAUAGUAAAACAAUUUGUACACCAUACGUUUUCAGAGGACUAUGAACCUUCAGAUGAUAAAUCUUUUUAUUUCCCGUCAGUUGUCAUCAACGAACACGUGUACGACUUAAAAAUAGUGGACUGUCCAUAUAUCCCGUAUUUUCCGUCUAAUUCCUUACAAGAAUGGUCGGAUUUUCGGGGUUUCAAUCUUCGCAUUGCGACAGCAUACGUCUUGGUCUAUGAUAUAACGUCAGAGGAAAGCUUCAGUUAUAUGAAAGCUUUAAGAGAACAGAUUUUGGAUAGUCGAAACAUGCACGAUGUUCCGUUAAUCAUUGUCGGAAACAAAUACGACUUGGCAGACGACCGUGGAGUCUCGAGGCGGGAUGUCAUUAAUAUGGUGAAAAAACAUCGAAAAUGUAUACAUGUUGAAUGUUCGGCUAAGUAUAACUGGCAUAUAAUAUUUCUGUUCAAAGAAUUAAUGAAAGCAAUAGAUCAUAUUGAUUAUGGUCACAAACCGACAGCAGUGCGUGUUCAGGAUGCUUUGCGAAGAAACAGGUGCUCGAUAAUGUGAGGGUGUCGUGUUCGCCAAAUGGAUUGCGUGUUCUGUGCUAUAAAAAGUAAACAUUUCCGUCAUUGGCAUACAACUGCUUCUUGUAAUCAAAGAUACGGUAGACACAGGUAAAAGACGUUUAUUGUUAUUCAAUAAUAAAAUAACGAAGUUAUUUUUCAUACGUA
Molecule: messenger RNA, 1100 nt
Organism: Mytilus trossulus (common blue mussel)
Lineage: Eukaryota; Metazoa; Mollusca; Bivalvia; Mytilida; Mytilidae
Product: ras-like protein family member 10B
Exons: 1
Coding region: 310-936 (208 amino acids)
Molecular function (GO): GTP binding; GTPase activity
Source: RefSeq, a predicted model, not a curated record